This is a messenger RNA of Saprolegnia diclina VS20, 1128 nucleotides long. RefSeq lists its product as hypothetical. The coding region runs from base 216 to 1007 and encodes 263 amino acids. NCBI's taxonomy places the organism in Eukaryota, Oomycota, Saprolegniomycetes, Saprolegniales, Saprolegniaceae. The transcript has 2 exons. The record is from RefSeq and is a predicted model, not a curated record.
AACGCGGCAAUCUUGCUUUAUCAAGGCGGCGACCAGAGACUUGGCCGAGAACGGGAUUUCCAUGUACUUUUUUAAGGCAAUUCCGUGCCCCUCUCGAUCUUUCCGGCCAUCGUAGCCGUCGAGGGACAGGCGCCAGCUGGCGGCCAAGGGCAAUGUGGCCCAUCUGGUCGCAGCAGGCGCUGCGUUCGAGGUGCUCCACUUCUUGACUUGCCAUCAUGCACCCGACCGAGAGUGCCUCGUACAUGAUGUCACUGCCGCCGCUGCAUGCGUUCCAGCGCCACCACGACACGGACGCAAUGCACUCGACGUCAUUGCCGCCCAUCAAGCUCGCGCCGUCGUACGAGCCGACGCGGCCGAUGAGCAACUUUAGCAUCGAAGUCAUCACCGGUAUGUCGUCGCCACCCGCGUGCAAGAAGCGCAAGAUGGGCAUGUACGACAUCAUGGACGCCGAGCCGACGCAUGCGACGCAUCCGCCGGUGCCGUCGUCGCUCACGAUCUUCCCGUCGCAGCGCCGAGGCUCGAGCCGCCGCCGCCCGGCGACGAUCGCGCGACUCAAGAGCGGCAAGGACAUUUGCGUUGUCGCCCACGACGGCGUCAUUGACUGGCUCGACACGUACUUUAUGUAUGGCUUUGACGCCAACUCGAUCUUUGGGUCGCUCUGCCCCGUCGAGAAGGGCGAGUGGGUCCAAGAAGAGCUCGACUACCUCCGGCAGCUCCUGCAUCUGAUCAAGGCCGGCAAGAUGCGCGUGCCAUUUGGCAAGUCGCUCGACACAUACCUCAGCGACCGCCUCCACUCGGACCUCACGCGCAUGCGCAAGCAGCUGCAGAUGAUGCAAGUGCAGACGGACGUGCCGCGCCUCGCCCACCUCCAUCCCAUGACGGACGACGAAACGAGCGCGCUCAAGGACGUCAAGAUGCGCUUCUUGCUCCACCACCAAGGCAGCGUCGUCGACCAAAUGCAAAAUCAGGCGCUCGACCAGUCGUGGGUCCUCUCGCUCAAGCAAUAGCUGGCGAGAUGGUAUAGAACGUUAGGAUUAGGUAGUUUAGUGUUGUCAACGGAGAGACGCCCGGGAGGUUGGAUCCCGGGCGUCGCCGUGCGUGUAAAUAUACAGUGCUUUGUUUCUUGGA